AUGUCGACUGUACUUAUCACUGGUACCAAUCGAGGAAUAGGGCUAGGACUGGCCAAGGCCUACGCCCAACAAUCCAACAAUACCGUGAUACUCGGUCUGAGGAACGUAGAUAGUAUGCCUGGAAUCGAAGUUGGACAAGGUGUAAAACUGGUCAAAGUGAAGAUUGAUUCGGGAGAUAUAGAAAGUGCGAAGAAGGCGAUGGAAGAAAUUAAGUCUCAAGGAAUCAGCAAAAUCGAUCUGGUGAUCGCCAACGCAGCUAUAGGAGACUGUUUCGGUGCUUUGAAAGAAGUAGAUCUCGGAUCUUUCGAAGAACACUGGAGGAUCAAUGUACUCGCUCCCCUGGCUCUUUAUCAAGCUUGCGUUCCCCUCAUGCCAGAGGGAAGUAAGUUCGUCUGGAUGUCUUCAGGAGCAAGUAUAAUCGAUAGAGUACCUGAUAAGUUGGAUGCAGGGUAUGGUAUAACCAAGAGCUCUAUGAAUUACCUCGCCCGAUACGCCCAUUUCGAAGAAUCUUCCAUCAUAUCCUUCUCCCUUAGUCCAGGAUGGGUUCAGACCGAUAUGGGUGAUAGGGGAGCGAGAUGGUCAGGUAUGGAGAAAGCUCCUAUCACAGUUGAUGAAAGCGUCGCCGGGAUAGUCAAAGUCAUUGGAGAGGCUACAAAAGAUAAUUAUUCUGGAUUACAUAUGAGGUAUAACGGUACUCAAUCCAAGUGGUAA
Molecule: messenger RNA, 711 nt
Organism: Kwoniella botswanensis
Lineage: Eukaryota; Fungi; Basidiomycota; Tremellomycetes; Tremellales; Cryptococcaceae
Exons: 7
Coding region: 1-711 (236 amino acids)
Molecular function (GO): oxidoreductase activity, acting on the CH-OH group of donors, NAD or NADP as acceptor
Source: RefSeq, a predicted model, not a curated record